AUGCGUGUCUUUCUUAUCCAGACCGCAAAGGGCCUCUUUUCCUCCUCGGGCGGUUACAAAGCCAACAACGCCCUGCUGCGCUACCUCUCAUCCAGGGGUCAUCGUGUCCGCCAACUCUGCUACUCCUACCGUGGAGAGAUAGAGCAUUACAUGCAGAAUAUGAAUAGUAGCGGCGAGCAUGAUCCGAGAGUAUGCACUACAGUGCUGCAUAUGAGAUUAGAAGAUGGUAAGCCCGGGAUUGAUGUGAAAGUGCAAGAGCUGUGCAUGGAUGAUGGUGUUGAGGCUCUGGCGCUGGACAGCGAAGCGUUUGAUGCUGUGUUUGGUGGCAAGGCAGAUUCACCCAACCAACUGGCUAGAAUGUCAGCUGAGUAUAUCGAGAAGGGAACGUCAUCGGCGCCGCUCAUGGACUUCAUCUCAUUCCUGCAAGGGGAAAUCAGACGGUUUUCUCCAACACACAUUAUAUCCAACGACGGUCUAUCCAUGAAAGCCAGUCUCGCCUCUGAGCUGGCCCAUCUAACCAUGUCUCGCAUAGCAGUUGUCCACACGGCCGAGCAACUUCCCUUUGGCCCCUUUGCUGGUGGCGUACCUGGUCAUUCAAGUACAACGCGCGAAGCAGAUCUUUUUCAACAGCUUGAUGGUAUUUGGAGCGUGUCUGAUACUAUUCGGAACUACGCCCUUGAGCACGGCCAGUUGCAGACACGGUUCUUGGUGCAUCAUCCCUGGACGUACCUGGUGGGGAAAGACCACGAGAUGCCAACUCGGCUUUUUAACUGGGACAAGAAGUUCGUUGCCAUGAUAAACCCUUGUCCGAUCAAGGGCUCGUGCAUCUUUGUGAACCUCGCCAGAGCGUGCCCGCAGUUGGAGUUUCUGACCUACAUGAGUUGGGGCGCCGACGACGUAACUGUGAAGCAGAUGGAAGACUUGCCCAACAUGACAGUCCGUCCGUGCUGUGCAAUAGAAAAAGAUCUCUGGCGCGAUAUCAAGGUGCUUGUCGUUCCAUCCCUCUGGUGCGAGGCCUGGGGCAUGGUGGUGGUUGAAGCUCACCUCCGGGGCAUCCCAGUCGUGUCUUCAAAUUCAGAUGCGCUCUCUGAGUCAAUGAUUGGGCUGGACUAUAUCAUCCCGGUAAAUCCUAUCAGCGGCGAACGCGAUGAAUCGGGGCGGUAUACCGUACCCAAGCAGGACGUGGGGCCAUGGGUUAAGACUAUCACCAAGCUCAUGCAGGAUCGGUCUGAGUAUGAGAGGGUCUCAGCCACUGUGCUGAAUACAACAAAUAAAUGGUUGAAAGGUAAUAAUGAGGCGGAUAUCGAGACAUGGUUGAUGGGCAUGAGGACGGGAUCGAAUAUCCAAGGAUGGAAUACAGAUUGA
Molecule: messenger RNA, 1365 nt
Organism: Fusarium oxysporum Fo47
Lineage: Eukaryota; Fungi; Ascomycota; Sordariomycetes; Hypocreales; Nectriaceae
Exons: 3
Coding region: 1-1365 (454 amino acids)
Molecular function (GO): glycosyltransferase activity
Source: RefSeq, a predicted model, not a curated record